Molecule: messenger RNA, 2642 nt
Organism: Anopheles gambiae (African malaria mosquito)
Lineage: Eukaryota; Metazoa; Arthropoda; Insecta; Diptera; Culicidae
Exons: 5
Coding region: 976-1965 (329 amino acids)
Source: RefSeq, a predicted model, not a curated record
GCUUCCAUUGGACAUAUUUUCUCAACAAAUAUCAGCCAACGUGUGAUCAAUUCGUGUGUUAGGCAUGUUUUGCUCGUUUAAGCUGGUGCGGAAAUGAUGAAACAGCUUAGCUUAUGCCCCAAAGCACGCAAAGUGAAAAGUUCUUCCCGGAACACCCUACCAGGACGCUCAACGGAACAAUUUCACCGGCUUUGUGUGCAUUGGUGCUGUUGUGAUUCUAAUUAGCCAACACUCACAUUCAUGGUCUGGUGUGGCAAAAGGUCAUCAGUGCACUUUCAAUUGAUUAUGCAGAAGGAAGUCUGGAAGCCUGCUUGUUGCCAUUGGUUCAAGGACUUUCCGUCGCACGAGUGCUUCAGCAAUUCAGCAAGAAAGGAAACAGUUUGCCGUCGCUCGAGCUUCCUCGUUUCCGUGUUCCAAGGAUUAUUGAGGAUUGAGGAACAAUAAUUAAAAUCAAACGAAACGUAUGUGCUGGGCGCUACGUGAGCGCAUGGAACCUGGUUACCACGAUGACAGCCAAGGACGUCAAUGACACGAGCUGCUCAGCUCCAUGCGUUCACAGCCGGCAUCGUCUAACGUAGGUCGAACGAUGAGUACCACUCCUCCGUUGUCAGGCAACUGGCAAAAGGCCGGAACGCAUCAGAGCUCAUAAAAGAGGCGCUGUGUGAUAGUCAUUCUUCCUCGAAAUGAUAAUCUAUUUGACACAGUUCCUCGGUGGCUGUGGUAAACGGGCUCGUAUGCCUGCGUAUGCAAAACAAGGCCAGUCUGAGCGUGCCGGUUAGAGUCCAUAGUUGUACUCGUUUAUAUUUAUAACACUGGCUGCGUUCAUCACAUGUUUGAACAUAAAAUAAAUCCAGAGUGCAAAUCAACCGGAUCGGUAAAUUGUGAAACAGUGUUCAAAGGCGUGAAACAUUCAAAUGAUAUAGCGGUUUAAGCAAUGCACCUGGCUGGAUACCAAAAGGCAAACGAACCAAAUUGAUGUUCGAUUUGAAACAGGAAACGGAUAUAAUGCUGCUGGUAUCGAACAGUUGGAUCAGUGUGCUCCUUGGAAUCCUCUCGAUUUCAGUGUCACUGGGUCUUAAGCUGAAAACCGUACGAAUACCUCCAUAUAAAUUCCGAGGCGAAUCGGCCCUGCUCGAAUGUCACUAUGAGCUGAACGGUCAGCGGAAGGGACAUAGUUCUCUGGAAAGCAGCAACCGUCGACAUCAUGGAUACCAGAACGACUACCUCGGCGAGCGGUACGAGGAGGAGGAAAAGCUCUACUCGAUCAAAUGGUACAAGGACAACGAGGAGUUUUACCGGUACGUCCCGUCGGCUUCCCAGCCGAUCAAGAGCUACAAAAUCGAGGGCAUCCGGGUCGAUCCGAACCACUCGGACGGUACGAAGGUGUUGCUGCGAGGGUUAACACUCAAAUCGUCCGGCAUCUAUCGAUGCGAGAUCUCGGCCGAGGCGCCCAGCUUCGACUCGGUGCAGGGUGAAGGUCGGAUGGAUGUGAUAUUUGUUCCAAGGGAUGGUCCCCAUAUCAGUGAUAGUGAGCGUAAAAGCUACCACAUUGGUGAAACGAUGGAGCUGAACUGCACCUCGGGCCGGUCAUAUCCGGCCUCCACGCUUCAAUGGUACCUGAAUGAUCUGCUCGUAACGGACCCGAACAACAUCAUUCACUAUCCCUCGGUACAAAAUCAGCAUGGGCUGAUCACAACCUUCCUGGGGCUGAGUAUGGUCGUGAACCAUCGGCACUACAUCGAUGGUACGAUAAGGAUAAAGUGUGUGGCCAGCCUUUCACCCAUCUUGUGGCGAGGUGGCCAGGAAAGUAUCGUCCAGUGGGAGCAACCACCGAUCGACAAUCGUGUUGCCAUGCUUUUAGUGAAAAGUGUUGGCAGCCUGCAACUCCUACAUCCUUGGGUUCUGCUUGUAAGUUUGAUACUUUAUUUACGACAUAUGUUUUAUACACGAGCAGAGUUAGUGUGAGGGAGCUAGGCUGCAAAAACAACUAAUCAAAAUCAUCGUGUAUAUUAUAUAAAUCAUAGUAAUUAGUAAGGAUUAGUAAAGCAUUAUUUCGCGUAACAGCUGAAACAAAACAAAAACCCCACGACACAUCCUGUUACCGUAUGGUUGGCAGCAUUCUGCAAAAUCGAAGGAAACUUUCUUAAAGAGCUUAUCGAAAUGAAAUUUGAACAAAACUUAGCGCGCACGGUUUAUUGGGUGAUCGUUCUUAAGAGUAACGUAGCUAAAGAUUGUGCUGUGCGUGUUGCAAUCUACAUCGAAACGAUUUUGUAUAUAGACUAUCUUAAGCGGUUAAACAUUGAAUGUGAAAAACAACAGAUUCAAAUGAACAAAGAAAAAGCAAUCUAGGCUUGGCUCGAAAACGAAGCAAGAUCGAAACAUCAAUUUCCCAAAAAAAAAAAGGACUAGGAUUUUGGUCCCAGACAAUGUGGAUACCCGCAGUAUGUGGCAGCCGUAAGCGGAACAAUUAUCUACGUAAUGUUCAAAUAGGAAGGUACGUAGAAUGAAUAGAGUUAUUAUAGGAAUUGGCCGUGCAGCACACAGCCCAAAUCAUACUGAGAAACAACAAUUAUCAGACGACAUUGUGUUCCAUGAAGUAAGGUGCCGUGAGAGAGUAAAAAAACAUGUUUAUGAACGAUAAA